CAGGCGCGGGGCGCGGGGCUGCCCGGGCUGCCCAGGCGGCUGCAGCGGGCGCGCACUGAGUGCACCGACUGCACCGCGCGCCAUGUCCAGAAAGAAGAGCCCCAGGAGCAAGGCGGCCAGCGCCCCGGCAGCUUAUGCACUGCCCGCGGCCAGCCGGCCCGGCUCGGUGCGUGCCGGGUCUGGGGGUCCAGGCGCCCAAGGGGCCCCCAACGGACCCCCGCAGCCCGGCCGGGCCUCGCUGGGUGGCGCCGGCGAUUUCUACGACGUCGCUUUCAAGGUGAUGUUGGUGGGGGACUCAGGUGUGGGCAAGACGUGUCUGCUUGUGCGCUUCAAGGACGGAGCCUUCCUGGCUGGGACCUUCAUCUCCACUGUGGGCAUUGACUUUCGGAACAAAGUUCUGGACGUGGAUGGUGUGAAGGUGAAGUUGCAGAUCUGGGACACAGCAGGCCAGGAGCGCUUCCGCAGCGUCACACACGCCUACUACCGUGAUGCCCAUGCCCUCCUGCUGCUCUACGAUGUCACCAACAAGGCCUCCUUCGACAAUAUCCAGGCCUGGCUGACGGAGAUCCAGGAGUUUGCCCACCACAACGCAGUGCUCAUGCUUCUUGGGAACAAGGUGGACUCUACUCAGGAGCGUGUGGUCCGGAGGGAGGAUGGGGAGAAACUAGCUAAGGAGUACGGGCUGCCUUUCAUGGAGACCAGCGCCAAGUCAGGCCUCAAUGUGGACCUGGCUUUCAGGGCCAUCGCCAAGGAGCUGAAACAGCGCUGUAUGAGGACCCCUGCAGAACCCCACUCAGCCAAGACACCCAUGGAGCCCCGCUUCAGGCUGCAUGACUAUGUCAAACAGGAAGGGCAGGGGGCAUCAUGCUGCCGACCAUGAGGUUCUGCCCAGGUUCGAAAGGCCUUGUGACCUGAGAGACAGCCCUGGAGCCUUGGUUCCUGGGCCUACCUGCAAAGGGACCCUCAGUGCCUGGGCUGGGUGUGUUGGCAGCCA
Molecule: messenger RNA, 994 nt
Organism: Suncus etruscus (white-toothed pygmy shrew)
Lineage: Eukaryota; Metazoa; Chordata; Mammalia; Eulipotyphla; Soricidae
Gene: RAB26
Product: RAB26, member RAS oncogene family
Exons: 9
Coding region: 83-880 (265 amino acids)
Cellular component (GO): endosome; Golgi apparatus
Molecular function (GO): GTPase activity; GTP binding
Source: RefSeq, a predicted model, not a curated record